UGGAAAUGAUAAAAGCUCGUCCCAACCUUUUUCAACUAUAACCAUCAUCUUCUACCCCUUGCUCAAUAAGCUACAAAACCUAAUAAUUCCAACAAUCCGAACAAUUUCCCCGCAGAAAAUGGCUACGGCUGGCCUCUACCGGAGAGCUCUUCCCUCUCCACCGGCAAUUGAGUUCGCUUCUUCCCAAGGCAAGCAACUCUUCAAGGAAGCUCUUGCUGCAGGGACUGUGGAAGGUUUUUUCAAACUGAUUUCUUACUACCAAACGCAAUCGGAGCCUGCGUAUUGUGGACUCGCCACCAUCUCCAUGGUCUUGAACGCUCUGGCAAUCGACCCUGGAAGAACCUGGAAAGGGCCUUGGAGAUGGUUUGAUGAUUCUAUGUUGGACUGCUGUGAGCCUCUGGAGAAGAUUAAAGCUGAUGGCGUCACAUUUAAGAAAGUGGCCUGUUUGGUUGUUUGCAAUGGGGGUAAGGUGGAUGCUUUCAGGACAGAUGAAUGCAUAGUUGAUGACUUUCGGAAACAUGUAAUUUCGUGUACUUCUUCGGAGGAUUGCCAUGUUGUUGUAUCAUACCACAGAGGAGUUUUUAAGCAGACUGGAACAGGUCAUUUUUCACCAAUUGGUGGCUAUCAUGCUGGAAUGGAUAUGGUUCUCAUUUUGGAUGUUGCAAGAUUCAAAUAUCCGCCCCAUUGGAUUCCUCUUCCACUUCUCUGGGAGGCGAUGAAUACCAUUGAUGAAGCAACAGGACGUUAUAGAGGGUGAACUCUCCUUUUCUUAGACUUCCAUCUUAUUAAUAAGCCUAAGAUUGGAAGCCUUAGAAACUUACUACUUUAUUCUUUAUUUUAUAUUACUGUUAUGUUUAUAGUACUCUAAGAAAUUGAUGUCAUAUCUCAUCCUGUCUUUUUUUUACUCCUAUGGUUAUCCUAAUAUUGUUUCCUUUAGCGUGGAAUAAUAAUUGGUGCAACUCCUUUUUAUGUUUUAGCCUCUAUUUUCCUUGGUCUGAGAAGGAUUACAACAAAAACUGCCAUCUCAUUGGUUCUCAAAAGUACUAGCUUAUCUGUUACAAUAUCUAACAGGUUUGAUCUAGUCAUCUAGUCAUAACUUGUGCUUCCUUUUCUCAGGUUCAUGAUUAUUUCAAGGCCUCUCAAAGCAACAUCCAUUCUCUAUACUCUGGUACAUUAUCUUUGGCA
Messenger RNA from Rubroshorea leprosula, 1185 nucleotides. The record is from the annotation of a GenBank genome assembly. NCBI's taxonomy places the organism in Eukaryota, Viridiplantae, Streptophyta, Magnoliopsida, Malvales, Dipterocarpaceae.